This is a messenger RNA of Odocoileus virginianus texanus, 1972 nucleotides long. It is a transcript of the gene JMJD8, whose product is annotated as jumonji domain containing 8. Gene Ontology annotation, cellular component: cytoplasm. The record is from RefSeq and is a predicted model, not a curated record. NCBI's taxonomy places the organism in Eukaryota, Metazoa, Chordata, Mammalia, Artiodactyla, Cervidae.
AUGGCGCUGGGGGCGCGGCCGCUUCUGUGGCUCGCGCUCUGGACCCUGGCGGUUCCCGCCCGGAGCUCCGGGGAGGACGCCGACGGAGGGUGGCGGCGGCCCGGGCCGGGGGCGCCGGCGGCCGUGACGGAGGAGGAGCACUGCACUGUGGAGCGCCGGGCCGACCUCAGCUACGCCGAGUUCGUGCAGCGCUACGCCUUUUCCAGACCUGUUAUUCUGCGGGGGCUCACAGACAAUUCAAGGUUCCGGGACCUAUGCACCCGUCAGAGGCUGUUGGCCUCCUUUGGACACAGCGUGGUCCGGUUGAGCACCGCCAACACCUACUCCUACCAGAAAGUGGACCUGCCCUUUCAGAAGUAUGUGGAGCAGAUGCUGCACCCCCAGGACCCUAUCUCCAUGGGCAAUGACACUCUGUACUUCUUUGGGGACAACAACUUCACUGAAUGGGCCUCCCUCUUUCGGCACUACUCUCCACCUCCGUUCAGCCUACUGGGUACAACUCCUGCUUACAGCUUUGGGAUUGCAGGAGCUGGCUCUGGGGUGCCCUUCCACUGGCAUGGACCCGGGUUCUCGGAGGUGAUCUAUGGCCGCAAGCGCUGGUUCCUGUACCCUCCUGAGAAGACGCCCGAAUUCCACCCCAACAAAACCACACUGGCCUGGCUCCGGGACACAUACCCGGCCCUGACACCAUCUGCACGGCCCCUGGAAUGCACUGUCCAGGCUGGUGAGGUGCUGUAUUUCCCUGACCGAUGGUGGCAUGCCACACUCAACCUUGACACCAGCGUCUUCAUCUCUACCUUCCUCAGCUAGCCAAAGGGGGUGGCUGGCGAGCCCACUGCACACCAGCACGCAUCCCCGCAGUGCUCACAGGUUUUAUUACAGGGACAGAGGUGGCGGCAGCAGCCUCAGCCCAGCCCACCCUCACCCCGCUUUUCUGGCCCAGGAGGAGGAUGAGAGGCGCGUUGCCCAGCAGAACUGAUGAGGGUGGGGAUGGGGACACCAGGGUAGGGAUCCAGGGACACAAACUAUAUACAGAAAACUAGGGGCUACUGCCCCAAGGCCCUCCUGAGCUAGGAUACCGGGCAAGGCAGGUGGGUGGCCCAUACACCCACCCUGCUCAGUAAUCCUCUACCCAGCCAUUCUCAGAGAUGAAGGCAUCGAUGACCUCUUUCAUGGCCAGGUUGGGGAUGAGCUGUUCCUGGGUCAGGGGGCUCCGAGUCACAGGGUCAAAAUGGCCCACGCGCUGUAGUGACAACAGGAUUAGAAUUAGGAGCUGCUCAGUGGGUGGGGGUUCCACUGCCAACACCCACAGGCCCUCACCUGCAGGUGCUCCUCGAUGUCCUUGCGGUCGUAAGUGAUGCCGCUGGGCGUGAUGCAGGGCUCCCGCAUCAGCUCAAAGCUGAUCUUGCCGCACAGGUAGUCGGGGAUGUCUCGCUUCUGCAGCACACAGGGUAGGGUCAGGUCAGGGGCUGGGAAGGGGCACUGCUCUGGCUACCCACAGGCCCCAGAAGAUGGGCAGCUCACCUUUCUCUUCUCAUCUACCUGGGAGAAGAGCUCAUCCAUGUCUGCCAAGUACUUGUCCUGCAAAGAACCAAACAGCCACUUGUGGGCCUGACACCCCUCUCCCCUCCCCAUGCAGAGAGAGACACAGACCCGACAGGAGCUGGGGCACCUCACGUCACAGCACGCGCGCACACACACACAGGACACACACUUGAGCUGGGGCACCCUCACAUGCUUGGCUUCAAUGCAGGCCUGCUGGGCCCGUAUGUGGCUGUCGUCCUCAUCACCCUCGUGGUUCCGCUGACACUCUUCCAGUUCCCUGGGGGUUGACCAAAAGGUGAUCAGAGAUGGGUCUGGCCAGGGGCAGUCAGACUCCACUCCAGUCUUAGGCUCAUUCAGGCCUCAUUCUCCUCCAUCUCCUGCGUGCCAGAGUUGGCCUUCAAUAAACAUUUGUGUUCACACCUCAGAA